This is a messenger RNA of Rhododendron vialii, 2670 nucleotides long. RefSeq names its product VIN3-like protein 2. Lineage: Eukaryota; Viridiplantae; Streptophyta; Magnoliopsida; Ericales; Ericaceae. The record is from RefSeq and is a predicted model, not a curated record. The coding region runs from base 298 to 2412 and encodes 704 amino acids. The transcript has 5 exons. Gene Ontology annotation, biological process: epigenetic regulation of gene expression; vernalization response. Gene Ontology annotation, molecular function: protein binding.
GGGUGCAGCCGCUGUUGCUAAUGCGGAGUAUUUUAAUUGGUACUUUUCCUUUAUCCGUUUCUCUCUCUUUCUGUAACCAGUAACCUCUCCUCUCUCUUUCUCUCGAUCUCGAAUUCUCGAAUCUCUCCUUUCGCUGCUUCGGGUCCUAAAAAAGCCUGCGUUCAGGACCCAUCUCAUUAAUCACGGAUUCGAUCCUAGUGACCGAAUUUCUUCCUUCUCUCCUUCUUGAUGCAGCAAAAGUUGAAGCUUAGUGAUGGUAAUGCGGUGGGCAUAGUGGUUAUUCAUUGACCCACGUCUAUGGAUUCUCCUCCUUUCGAGGGAGUUGUACUUGAUCCAUCAAAGUGCAGUAUGUUGAGUAUGGAGGAAAAGAGAGAACUUGUUUAUGAACCGUCCAAGUGGUCGCACGGAGCCCCUGAAAUGCUACAAUCCUGGAGCAGACAAGAGAUUUUGCAGAUACUGUGUGCAGAAAUGGGAAAAGAAAGGAAAUAUACUGGCUUGACAAAGUUGAAAAUCAUCGAACACCUAUUGAGAGUCAUAGCUGAGAAGAAAUCACAGGGGAAUGACACAGCCGAAAACCCCGAUCCACAGUGUUCACCUUCAGUUGAGCAAAGAGCUUCCAAACGGCAGAGAAAAACUGAUCAACCUAGUCGCCUUGCUGUUGCUGUGAACAGUAUAGUUGUGGACAGCAGUGAAAGUGAUAUGAUAAAUACUAUAUACUGCAAAAACUCAGCUUGCAAAGCUAAAUUAAGUCAAAAGGAUGUAUUUUGCAAGAGGUGCUCGUGUUGUAUUUGUUCUCUGUACGAUGACAACAAGGACCCUAGCUUGUGGUUAACUUGCAGCUCGGAGCCUCCCUAUCCAGGUGAUGCUUGCGGCAUGUCAUGUCAUUUGGAAUGUGCUUUAAGGCAUAACAAAUCUGGCAUUGCAAAAGAUGGGAUGGACGGAAGUUUCUCUUGUGUGGCUUGCGGGAAGCUGAAUGAUCUGCUUGGAUGCUGGAGAAAACAACUUAUCACGGCGAAGGAAACCAGGCGGGUGGAUAUAUUGUGCUACCGUGUCUCCUUGAGCCAGAAGCUUCUUGUUGGUACCAAAUAUUACCAAAACCUUUAUGAACUUGUUGAUGGGGCAGUGAAGAAGCUUGAAGAAGACGUGGGUCCUUUAACUGGUUUACCUGUGAAGAAUGCAAGGGGUAUCGUCAACAGGCUUUCUUCGGGUCCAGACGUUCAAAGACUCUGUGCCUUGGCAGUAGAGUCUCUGGAUUCAAUGCUUUCGAAAGCUCUUCGCUAUGUGUCAUCCAAUUAUCAGAAUCAAGAAUCCACUUUGAUAGCUUCAAAUAUAAUCCAGUUCGGAGAGGUGUGCACUUCAUCUGUUACCUUGAUAUUGGGUUCUAAAGCUCCUGCGCUGGGAAAUGUUGGGGGUUAUACCUUGUGGCAUCGUAAAGUUGAAGAUGGGGACUACCUAGAAGAACCUACUUGUACAUUGUUCACACCGAAUAUGAGGUUUUUGCUGUCUGGUCUGAGUCCAGCAACCGAAUAUGUUGUCAAGGUUGUUUGCUUUAAUAGCACUAAAGAGUUGGGUAAGUGUGAAGUUCCAUUCCGAACGGGUACUGAAGAUGAUGUCGCCACUCCAAAUAACAUCGAAGUUGUAGGAAGUGAAAGCCCAGCAACCAACUGCAGUAGUUUAUCUAAUCCAUCUUCUGUGGAAGAUGAAAAUACUACUGUCGUUCUCUGUAGCAAUGAAACUCAGAAGAGAGAGGACACUAGUUUUACUUAUUGCAAGGACAAGAACACUGAGAAAACUGCUUCUGCAAAUCUGUCGAAUGAUAUAAAUUUGGGAGAUCCUGCAUCUUCAUUGGAUGAGGAAGGAGCAAAAGGGAGAAUUAAUUCUGUCCCAAGUUCUAUUGAAUUAAAUCUUGAGAAUAAGGGUUCACAAGAAGAACAGGGGACGAGCGCAGACAGUGGAUCACAUACCCAUAUUCAGACAGGUAUGGAAUGUGUUGUGCCAUUGGUGGGUAGCUCAGAAGCCGAUUUGCCCAUUACUCCUUGCAAGUUGGAAAAUAACAAAGACGUGGCAAGAAACGGGAGGUUGAAGCCCAGCAACAAGGUUAGCGAUAACGUGUCCGGGAGGGAAGAGGAGCAUUCUGGUAACAGUAAUAGGGAUUUCGAGUAUUAUGUGAAAGUGAUCAGGUGGUUGGAAUGCGAGGGUCAUAUUGAGACGGCAUUUAGGCAGAAAUUUCUGACCUGGUAUAGCUUGAGAGCAACACCACAAGAAAUGAGGGUAGUGAAGGUGUUUGUGGAUACUCUUAUUGAUGAUCCAGUGUCUCUAGCAGGGCAGCUUGUCGACUCUUUUUCUGAAACAAUUUCGAGCAAGAGAUCUUCUGAUGUGCCAUCUGGGUUUUGCCCGAAACUUUGGCAUUAACAAAGCUUCAGGCAAAAAAGCAUCAGAAAAUGUCCCAACACUGAUCCGAACCCGACUUGGGUUGUGGAGCGGUAUUUCGUUGGACCGUUGAGAAAAUGUCUCAACAUUCUUCAUUUAUAGAUUUUAGGCUAUUGUUUCCAUUGAAUUUGAUUUCUAGCAUCUGCUAUUGUCGUGACGUAAAAAACAUCAGAAGUCAUUUUCUUCUGUAGCGCAACCAUCAUUGAUAAGUAAUGCUUUAUUUGGGUAGGCCUAUAAUAA